This is a messenger RNA of Staurois parvus, 282 nucleotides long. The record is from the annotation of a GenBank genome assembly. Lineage: Eukaryota; Metazoa; Chordata; Amphibia; Anura; Ranidae.
UGAUCAGCUGUGUCCAAUCACAGUUGAUCACAUGGCACUGAUGAUCAGUGUGCCCUGAUGAUCAGUGUGGCCCCAGAAGUGCCACCUGUCAGUACCCAUCAAUGCCAGCUGUCAGUGCUCAUCAAUGCCACCUACCAGUGCCCAUCAGUGCCACAUCAAUGCCACAUAUCAGUGCUUAACAGUGCACAUCAAUGUCACAUAUCAGUGCCCAUCAGAGCUGCCUUUCAGUGCCACCUAUCAAUGUCAGACAGUGCCACCUAUCAGUGCUGCCAAUCAGUGCCA